Messenger RNA from Nelumbo nucifera (sacred lotus), 1153 nucleotides. RefSeq lists its product as uncharacterized. Lineage: Eukaryota; Viridiplantae; Streptophyta; Magnoliopsida; Proteales; Nelumbonaceae. Gene Ontology annotation, cellular component: chloroplast. The record is from RefSeq and is a predicted model, not a curated record.
CUUCCUUUCGACAGAAAAUAAGGAACCCAGAUUGAAUAAGGUCCUUAAGGUACGGUUCAUGGCUGCUUCUUCUUCUUCUUCGACGGUGGAAGAUGAAUCCGACGUCGAAUUGGGACACCUAUUGGCUCUAUUGCUAGAGGAGAUGCGACGGAGGGUAAGCAAACACCUAGAACUCCACCGCCUAAUUGAGGUUGUAAUGGACUUGGGUCGGAAACCCUUGGCUCGGUUCCCCUCCGGCGACUUCGUCCUCUCUGAUCAUCCCAUUACCUUCCAAGACCUCGAGCAUGCUACUUCCCAGCAAAUAAGGAACGCAGAUCUGAUUUGGCCAGGCGAAGCUUGGUUUAAAGAAGGCAGUCAGCGACGGAAAGAGGGAGACAAAGAGGAGGAUCUCUGCAACAAAACCUGCAUCAGGCCCUGCAACCCAUGGCGUGGUGGCAUUGAUGGACUGCUACCAGAGGUAAGCUGGGAUUUCGGAAACUCCUCGAUCUAUACUGGAGGCCAAUGCAAGAUUGGAGCUGCAAAGAUGGACUGUUCCUGGAGGUAAGCUGGGAUUUGGCCGGAAUUCCUGCAGAGUUAAAGCUACGGCAGCGGGUCUGGUGGCAGCAGCCAUGAAAGUUCUAGUGAAUGUCCCAACGACAACGACAACUAUUUCUGGGUUUAUCACUCGGAACAUCUUUUUCCCCUUCCAACCUUGUCAAAGCUUCCAUGGGCUCAUUUUCCCUCUUCUAGGAAAAGUAGUGACGCCUCUCUUACCAUCAACGACUGUGCUCACCUUGAACAUUGAAUCUUCCCCGCAGCCCUUAGUAUUCUUGACUGCACACCCCUGUGUUCCGACCAGGUGACCCCGUCUUUGAGGCCGCCCCUAUUCCUUCCUCUUCAUCCUCCACCACCAUCCAGUCUAGAAAACAGUGAAUCUGACCCUUAUGACUUUUGCAGUCAGGGCCUUGGGGAUCUCGUGUGCUGCCACAAGGUCCCCCCAUUUCAGGUUUUCUUCUACAACUUCGGUGAAACCUCACAGUUUCGGCAGUUCCAAUGACUUUUGCAAUCAGAUUUUUUUCUAUAACUCCAUUAUUUCGGCAGUUACAGUGGUUCCAAUGGUUACAACUGACGCAGCGUGGAAGCAAUGAGAAUCGGAGCUGACUAUGCAAGCACC